GGCGUUAUAAAUACGCAAACUCGAUGGUCGCUGGAGUGCUUGCCGUGAUCACAACAGCACCGGGCGCGAAGAGGGCACUAAGCGGAACUGAAAAAUGGCGGGCGGUGGAAAGGUCUCCUUCAAAGUCACCCUCACCUCCGAUCCUAAGUUACCCUUCAAAGUAUUCAGCGUUCCAGAGGCUGCACCUUUCACUGCCGUCCUCAAAUUCGCAGCUGAAGAAUUCAAGGUGCCUCCACAGACCAGUGCAAUUAUCACCAACGAUGGUGUUGGGAUAAAUCCCCAGCAGAGUGCAGGCAAUGUUUUCCUCAAGCAUGGGUCAGAGUUACGGCUGAUUCCGCGGGAUAGGGUUGGAGCCUCUGAGAUGUUGCUGAAUGUCUGAGUGGAUGCCGCACCUUUUUAGUUAUACUCACCUCCACUGCCGUAGCUUCCUAGAUGCUAUGAUUAUUGCUGACGUUCUCGUAGUUAACAGAGGGUGUAAUGAUUUCCUGCGGUAGAUAAAGUUUGGUUGAAUAAAUAAAUAAAUUCUUCGGAAAGGAUAAUACAAGCUUCCCUGGCAUUGUAGAGCCUUCUGUCUGGGCUUUGAUUAUGUUCAUCCGCAAGAAGGUUUCCUUAUCACAUUUAAAAAGAAAAAGGGUGGGAGUGCUCCCUUUAUUCGAUCA
Messenger RNA from Prosopis cineraria, 659 nucleotides. Its product is annotated as ubiquitin-fold modifier 1. Gene Ontology annotation, biological process: protein K69-linked ufmylation. The transcript has 4 exons. Gene Ontology annotation, cellular component: nucleus; cytoplasm. NCBI's taxonomy places the organism in Eukaryota, Viridiplantae, Streptophyta, Magnoliopsida, Fabales, Fabaceae. The coding region runs from base 95 to 379 and encodes 94 amino acids. The record is from RefSeq and is a predicted model, not a curated record.